Messenger RNA from Nicotiana tabacum (common tobacco), 1483 nucleotides. RefSeq lists its product as uncharacterized. The record is from RefSeq and is a predicted model, not a curated record. NCBI's taxonomy places the organism in Eukaryota, Viridiplantae, Streptophyta, Magnoliopsida, Solanales, Solanaceae.
AUAUCACUGAGUCGCUCCCAGUGACGCUUGACUCAUUCCUCUUCCCAUAAGCUUUUCAUGUUGUUAUCAUCAAUGGAGAUAAUAGGGUUUUAGCUAAGGAAAAAACAAAAAGCAAUUCGCUUAAAACAUUUUUAAAUGUCGUCGCUGACGUUGAAACCAACAUUUCUCUUGCAAUCUUACGGUUCUUCGUCUGUUGAUAAUCGACGGCUUUGUUCUUUAAUUAGCUUCCAGAAGAAGAAAACAUUUCGCAAACAAAGAUUUACUUUGAGAGCUCAAUCCUUCGAUUCAUCUCAAAAAAACAACGAAAAUGACAGUAAAAACGAGUCGAAACCUCCCAACGGCUCUAUGCAAAAGAGCAGAAGGGAAAUUCUAUUGGAGUAUGUACAAAAUGUACAACCAGAAUUCAUGGAGUUGUUUGUCAAAAGGGCCCCACAACAGGUAGUUGAUGCGAUGCGCCAAACUGUGACAAAUAUGAUUGGAACUUUACCUCCACAAUUUUUUGCCAUUACUGUAACCACGGUGGCUGAAAAUCUUGCUCAGCUUAUGUAUAGUGUGUUGAUGACUGGAUAUAUGUUUAGGAAUGCUCAAUUUCGACUAGAAUUGCAAGAAAGCCUGGAACAGGCUGCCCUUCCUGAAGCACAGGAGGAAAAGGAUUCACCAGAUUAUGCAUCAGGUACCCAGAAAAAGGUGACUGGAGAAGUCAUAAGGUGGAAUAAUGUAACAGGCCCUGAGAAAAUAGACGCUUUGAAGUAUAUUGAGUUACUUGAAGCAGAAGUAGAAGAAUUGAAUCGUCAAAUGGAAAGGAAAUCUGGUAGCGGUUAUAACGAGCUGUUGGAAUAUCUGAAGNGUUAUAAUGAGCUGUUGGAAUAUCUGAAGACUCUUGAGCCCCAAAAUAUCAAGGAGCUGACCAGUACGGCUGGAGAAGAUGUUGUGCUCGCCAUGAAUUCAUUCAUUAAGCGUCUCUUAGCUGUUUCAGAUCCUAGUCAAAUGAAGACUAGUGUAACAGAGACAAGUGCCCCAGAACUUGCCAAACUGCUAUAUUGGCUCAUGGUGGUUGGUUAUAGCAUACGGAAUAUUGAAGUCCGCUUUGACAUGGAACGGGUACUGGGUACUCCUCCAAAGCUCGCUGAGCUGCCUCCCGGUGAAAAUAUUUAGACACAUAUAACAAGUGUCUAUUAUAGCAAGCAUAAAGAGUUGAAGCAACAUGCCUUUUGAUGAGCUUUUGUUGUUCGAGAGGGGUCAAUAUUAAGCUUGUACGACUAUCUGGGAGGACUACAGCCAAAAUUGGUUUUAGUGGCAUUUUCUUCAUUCACCUCCCCCCCCCCCUGUUAUUCUCAGAUUGAGAGCAUCUUAUACAAGAAGCUGUACUAAAAAUUGAUACACAGUACAAAUGAUGUAAGUUAUUCUGAUUCCUCACCCUCAAAAUUGUACCUCUCCGUUGACGGGAAUGAGAACUUGUAUUCCAGAAGAACUAGCUUCCUGA